This is a messenger RNA of Porites evermanni, 1590 nucleotides long. The record is from the annotation of a GenBank genome assembly. NCBI's taxonomy places the organism in Eukaryota, Metazoa, Cnidaria, Anthozoa, Scleractinia, Poritidae.
AUGAAAGUUUUACUCGAUAAUCCGUCGGCUAGAAGCCAGUUGAAUUCAUUUGUUGAGCAAGCAAUUGCAAAAAGUCGCGCGUGUUGUUUUGUUGCAGGUUUGCUUGAUAAUUAAUUAACUGGUUUCGUGACAACACUUUGACAAAAAAAUUCUUCCCUUUUGUUUUCCUCUAGUCACCUGCACCGUCAAAAGUUGUACCACUGGUAAGUAAAAGCCAAAUGUUACAAUUUACUUAAAUGCUAGCUUUUGAGGAAAAAACUAUAUGGGACAUUUGUUGACGUCAGCUUCUAUCAGAUGUAUAUUUCGACGGGGCAUUUUACUUGAUUUUCAGGUUAUGUAGUGUAUUGCAAAUUCACUUUUACUAUAUCUGGUGAGCUACUUUUUUAUAAUAAACUCUCUAACUGAUCUGACUCAGAUGGUGGCACAAAUUUGAGCGCUUUUUGGAGCCAGGUAGGGCACUAAAAUCACUUGUUCAAAGUUCGGCCCUCUACAGUCUGUAGCUGAAGUCCUUGUGUCAUUAUUUCAUAGAUUAAUAAAUUUUAGUAACUGAAAACCUUGUAUGACACAAAGAACUACAGUACAUACACAUUUUCAGAUUUACAUACAAAAAUUCAAUCAAUAAAUAAUUCAAUUAUUUGUGACAAAAUAAAUUAUGAGACUUAUCAACCCUCGGACAUACAAGGGCGGGGGGUUGGAUGCCACCCCUCUGCCCGUAAGGUUUUCUGAGUUUUCUCUCAGAGGAUAUAACAUCAGCACCUGAUGUUUUCAGUAGCUGUUUGUUCAUCCCUCGCACAUAUUUUGAAUCAAGUUCGGUUAUGGUCCAUUUCUAUGGUUAUGAGAUGCGAAUUGAAUAAUGAUUGUUGCAUCACUUGCAUCACUUGCAUGUGCAUUAAUUCACAUGAUUACUGACAUCAGAUGGACCUUAAAACUCAGCACCAGGGCCUUGGUGGUGUCACAUUCCAUGCAUUUCAAAGGACACAGAACAUAACCAUCCUGAGAUAGAUUCUGGAAAAACCUCGCUAUACAGUUAGUGAAGUGCCACUGACCAAUGGUUAUUAUUGUAUCAUUAUAACUAUUAUUAUUUGUUAACAAACCGCUCUUCCUUUCUUUCCACAAUGGCUUCAAUUAAUCAAUGUCUCGUAAAUGUACCAAACUGUUAACUUCCAGGAAAAGAGUGAUAGGGAAGUAAGGAAAGCACUGGAAAGGGAAGAGUUGAGCAAUGAAAAGAUAAAGGAGCUGAGAAGUACGAUUGCCCCAGUGGAAGCAAAGGAAGUGGUAGUUUAUGAUUCUGGGGAUGAGGAUACAUGCUCUGACCUUCUCCGGAAAUGCAAGAUCAGUUUGGAGAGAGGCAGGAAAACAGCCAGGGAAAAUCAACUCAGGGGAAGUCGCCUGCUGGCUCUACUUAUUGGUAAUAAGGCACCCAGUCAGCAAAUGUCUGUCAAAGACCUGAUGGAGCUGGCAAAAGAGAAUGUUACAGUGCCAUCAGCUAAGGCUCCAUUAUCUAGUCUGACCCCUCUGAAAUGCUGCACAACAUCUACUGCUGAUGCAGCCUUACGUGCACAACAAAAGAGGGGCAGGCUAGCAUUAGCU